ACUUGCCCAGCGUCACAGAGCAGGCAUCAGAACCCAGGUCCCCUAACUUACAGGCCACUGUUCGUUCCUCUAAGUCGUGCUACUUCUCCAUUGUCUUAAAAAGCCAGUGGUUAAUGUGGAAAGGAAUGGGAAGCUUCACAAAUUAAAGAUGUUAAAAAAGGAUAGCGUGCAUGGCUGACAAACCAAAGUUUUGCAAUUUAGUGUUAAAGUCAAAGAAAGAGGAUGUAUGAAUGACUUUUUCCCUCCCCUUAAGAGUAGUAGAUUAAGCAAGGUACUAUCAUAAAUUUGGCCUCUUAACUUUUAGAGGGCUAUUAUUUGCUCAGGUCUAAAGACCCAAAAGUAAAACUGUUGUUCCUCCGCAGCCGUUAAGCAUUAGAACUUUGUAGAGAAAAGGCAGGCUGGAGUAAGGGUGCUGCACCCUAGUCAUUUGGGCCUUGUGUGGUGCCACCAUGCAUCCGUGUGGUCCAGUGAGAUAAUAAAUACAACCAGCCCAGGAGAUUCCAAGCUUUGGCUUUCAGACCAAGCUGCAGGAGGGUUGGGCCCAGCUUUUGCCCAUUGCAAGACUCAUUAGGACAUGCUAAAAUGUAGUUUCUGUACGUGGAAUGGGAGUGGGGUCCAAAGGUAAUGUGAACAGCACGUGGAGGGUGAGGAAUAGAGAGAGAAAAGGGCAAAGUGGUUUGGGGAACACAGCCUUUUGGUCCAGAUACAUAUAUAUCCAGCUCCUAACAGAACGGCCAAACUCUGAUCUUGAACUUGGCUUGGUUAGUGGCACAUUGAAAAAAGGACCCCCAAGGAAGUACUAAUGUGCAGAAAUACUUUCUCACCAAUUCUUGUUCAUCAGUGUAGGCGAUAUGAGGAAUCGGAAGGGGCUUGAAUAAAACAUAUUCCGUAAAGAGCACACCAUUGAAUCUGUAAAGCAGAUAGAGCGAUCCAGUCAAAUUCUCAUUUCAUGGUUGUUCCUGAGAAGCCAUUCACUUUGUAUUGAGAAACUUAUUGGGAAAUGAAAGGCAUUUCCUCCCAAGCCAACAAACAAUCCCCCUCCUCAGUCAACCUCAAGCAAGCAGAAUCUGUUAUGAACAAACGUUUGUCUACAUCUUCAGCAACUCUUCUGAACUCCCCUGACAAGAGUUCCCAAAAGAGAAGUGCUUCUUUAAACAGAUUGAAUAACAAAGUUCCCCAGCAGUCUGAGCUGCCACCUCCCAAAGUUUCUCAGGUGGAACAGAAAGCUCGUCGCUCUCAGAUCAACCCUCUGGAGAGUAGUGUAAUCAGUCGCCUCCUCGCUCCCACACAGGCCUCUUUAGCUAGAAGUAAAAGUGCUGCUGCAUUAUCGUCUGAUGGAAAAGAUCCCCCAGAAUUUCACCUCUGUCCUCGUUCAGCUGCAGCCGGUACCUUCCAGCAUCCGCUGCAAACUCAGAAGAUGCCGUUGCGCAGCCGCAGCAUCGACAGGCUGAAGAGCACCGCCUCUCCAGUGGAGCCCAGCGCUGCGGAUUCCAUUCAGAAAUCAGAAAUGGACAAGCAGUCACCAGCUCCUACUGCGAAGCGUCCACCUUCACCAUCCCUAUCAGCUCGUAGGCGGUCGCCUUCCCCAGCUAAUGUUGCUAAGCGCCCUCCAUCACCUUCCACUGUUAAGCAUAUUCAAAGGAAUCGUCCACCUUCACCUAGUGUUUUGAAACAAAGACCACCGUCUCCCUCCAGUGUUUAUAAGCCAGUACCUGUCCAGCGUCCCCCACUCACACCCAGUAUUACCAAAAAAAAAUCGGAGGCAGAUUCAAAGCCAAAGGAUAAAGGUGAAGAAGUCCCAAGCCAAGAGCCUGGGGCAUCACCAACCUCAGAGAAAGAAAGUGCAGCAGUUAUUGCAAAGACCAAAGACGAGUCUAAUAGCAAAACUGUACCUGGGACCACAAGUGCUGAGGAAGCUGCCAAAAUUCUGGCAGAGAAACGCCGCCUUGCUCGUGAACAAAGGGAACGAGACGAGCAGGAAAGAAUUCAGAAAAAAGAGGAGGAAAGGAAAAUACAAGAAGAAAUGGCGAAGAAGGCAAUUGAAGAUAAAGCCCGACAGGAAGAAGAGCUCUCUAGGCUUGAGGAAGAAAGACGUCUAGAAGAUGAAGAACAACAAAGGAAGUCUGAAGAGGAAAGAAUUCGUGAGGAACAGGAGCGUCUUGCCGAGCUUCAGCAACAGAGAGAAGAAGCUGAAGCCAAAGCUCAAGAAGAGGCUGAAAGGCAGAGACAAGAGCGAGAGAGAAUUAUGCAGCAAAAUAUGCAGGAAAGACUUGAGAGAAAGAAGAGAAUUGAAGAGAUAAUGAAGAGAACGAGAAAGGCAGAACAGAAUGCAGCCAAGAGUGAAGAAAAAUCUAGUAAUGAGGUUAUGGAAGAAGAGGAGGAGGAAGAGGAAGAAGAGACAGAAGAGAGAGAUUUUGAAAAAGUGGAUCCUUCAGUAAAGAUAAAUGGCAUUGACUCAUCCCAGGAAAUGAAGACACAAUCUGAAAUGAGUUCCGAGGCAUUGCCCGGAGAGGUAAUUGAUGAAGAACAGUCUGCAGAAAUGCCCAAGGAGGAGGCCGGUGAAGUAUUUAUGAAUGGUGACGAGCAGACUGUUGAGCAGAAAACUGGAGGAUCUUUAUAUUUGGUGCCACCAAAGGAUUCCAGUUCUUCAGCAAAAGAAACGGUUAUCCAGACCUCAGAAAUAGUGCAUGUUAAUGAAGCGGAUCAUACAACUGGAUUUGUUCCAAAUCUUAAUGGGAAAUCUAGCGCAUGGACUUUUGAGGAGAUUAUUGAUCUUGGAGUUCAUGCCAAGUCAACCAAAUUGAGCUCAGACGGCUUUGCUUCUGAUAGCUCUGAUCAAAACUUGAAUGAUGCUGCUACAUUCCCACCGAAUCCCAAGGUGGCUUUUGAGGAAGAUGGAGCAGUAAAUACCCUGACCAAACCAAUAGAGACUCCAUCAGAACUGUGAACACUACAGCCCUGGAAGUAAUCUGAUUGCACUUCAGUUAUCCAGUGUUUGGUGAUGUCCCGAAAGCCUUGUUUCAAAAAGCUGCUUGUUUCCUUUACUCAACUUCAACUUACAAAGAAAACCACCAGGGAAGAGAUUAUAAAACUCCUAAACUUGCACCUUGAAAUUUUUCAGGGAAAUUUCCUUGCUUUUGUUACUUCUUGUGUUGGGCAGUUUGACAAGGUUUCUUGGUUGUCGCUUUCAUUUUCUGUAAUAAAAGUCUCUUGUUUUUCUCUCAUUACUUUAUUUUCUAUUAGUGUAUGUACAGUGGUGUGUAUGAGCACUAUUUACCACCCAACUACUGGCAGAUAUUUUUGCACAUUUCUAAACUCUUGGUGAGGAAGAAAACCUUUCAGUUCUCACUAAGAUACUGUUUAUACUGCGUUACUAUUAAAAGUUCAAAAUUACAAUCCUGUAAAAAAUAACAAGAUGGUUCUCUUCAAUGACCCGGUGAGGGUUUUGUUGCAUCAUUUCUAUAAUAGGAAAAUUUUGGAUUUUUAAAUGCAAUAAAUUGUAUUUAUCAUAAUUUAUACAAUUUUACUAUCAAGUGGACAUCUUAAGUUUACAAUCUAUGCCAGUCUACAUGCACUAAUAUCUUGAAAAUGAGAGAACGGUGUUUGUCUUAGAAGUAUAUUUGUCAUGCUUGUUUUCUUUUGAAUUGCAUAUUUAUGUUUAUCUGCACAAACAUGUAAGUAUUUUUAUUGUGUACAUAAAACAGUAUUAGAUCAUUGUCUUGUGGGUUUUGUUAUUAUCCUGAAUGUUCUUUGUGCUAGUCCUUUGCUCCGUAGGGUAUAUUCCCUUACCUAUUAAAGGCUACAGAAAGUGCUAUUUAACCAGAUCUUCUCCAGCAUGAUGAGAUGAAAAGAAUAGCUUUCUUUCACCAGACUGUUUGGAAGUUCAGCUGCAGUCUUCUUCUUCAACCUGCUAACCUAUCCCAGAUAAGAGAUUUCGUCAAACCAUUGGCUAACUCUAAUUCAAAUCACUCCCCCUACUUCCUAGUGAUUUUCGGUGUUUAAUUACGAAUAGUUUUGGCAGAACUAAUUGUCUUGACAUCAGUCUCCAAACAGGAAGGCUUCGUCAUGGUUUCUCAGACGGUUGCUAUUCAGAGUACAGUAUAAUUGUUUUAGAUUAGAGCAGUGCCUUAGGGUUAAAAAGAUGUAUUUUUGUAUAAUAGUUCUUUCUGGCAGAGACAAUCAUUCUAACAAGAUGCUGAUAUUUUUUUCUUUGCAAAUGUUAUCUGUUGAAUGCUGUUUCAGCUGUAUAUAAGUGUGCACUGUUAAAUAAACUUUACAGAUGAAAAGUUUAUUUUUGUUAAUAGUCAUGUAAAGACAGCAUACUUUAGUAAAGAUACGAAUAACCCAUUCACCUAGAUUCAAUAAAUUCUG
This is a messenger RNA of Tachyglossus aculeatus (Australian echidna), 4371 nucleotides long. RefSeq names its product MAP7 domain containing 3 (gene MAP7D3). NCBI's taxonomy places the organism in Eukaryota, Metazoa, Chordata, Mammalia, Monotremata, Tachyglossidae. The record is from RefSeq and is a predicted model, not a curated record. Bases 1001 to 2947 code for a protein of 648 amino acids. Gene Ontology annotation, cellular component: microtubule cytoskeleton. The transcript has 15 exons. Gene Ontology annotation, biological process: microtubule cytoskeleton organization.